This is a messenger RNA of Erpetoichthys calabaricus (reedfish), 1990 nucleotides long. It is a transcript of the gene rrad, whose product is annotated as Ras-related associated with diabetes. The transcript is spliced from 5 exons. The record is from RefSeq and is a predicted model, not a curated record. NCBI's taxonomy places the organism in Eukaryota, Metazoa, Chordata, Cladistia, Polypteriformes, Polypteridae. Gene Ontology annotation, biological process: negative regulation of high voltage-gated calcium channel activity. The coding region runs from base 306 to 1226 and encodes 306 amino acids. Gene Ontology annotation, molecular function: calcium channel regulator activity; GTP binding; GTPase activity. Gene Ontology annotation, cellular component: plasma membrane.
GAGGCGAGGAGAGUCCCUCUCCUCCUCCGCUCUAUUUUUAAUGAGCACCGACUCCCCCCGUCCUCACUAACGGACACACAGCAUCCCUAUUAAGAGACACGUGAUUCGUACAGGCAAACCCUGGCGCUGACGUCACCAGGCAGGAGGACAGAUAAAUAAGAGCUCAGCGCGCUUCCAGCUCAGACAAAGUGAGAGCGACAGCUGGACGCGUGAAGCUCAUUUUCAAGAGAACAUAGAAUACGGUGCUUCGGAAGGACAACACAGAGGAUACAUCAAGAUAACAAAUCAGAACAUCAUUUUUAAAUAUGACACUGAACAGAGGAGAUAAACUGCGAAAUCUAGAUAAGAGGAGGGGGAGCAUGCCUUUCCCACCAAAUCAGCAUCUUCACAGGAGAAGCAUGCCUGUGGAUGAGAGGGAUCUGCAAUCCACAAUGCCUACAUUACGCCUGGGCGAGCUGACUAACUUGGUCCGCUGUACUUCAUUCAGCCCUGGGGAACCACAGGCAGAAAGCUGGGCUUCUGAUUCAUCAGACUCUGUCAUCUCAUCUGGCAGUGACCCAGAGAACCACAUCCAUAAAGUCGUGAUGCUGGGGGAAAAUGGAGUGGGCAAAUCCAGCUUGGCUCGCAUCUUUGGUGGUGUAGCGGAUAACCAUGAAUGUGACGAAGCAGGAAACACUUAUGAUAGAUCAAUCAUUGUUGAUGAUGAGGAAGCAUCAAUUGUUUUAUAUGACAUUUGGGAGCAAGACAGUAGCCCUUGGCUCCAGGAUCAAUGCAUGAAGAUGGGUGAUGCCUACAUCAUCGUUUACUCUGUGACAGACAAGUCCAGCUUUGAAAAGGCAUCCGAGUUAAGGAUUCAACUACGGAGGGCCCGGCAGUCAGAGGAUAUCCCAAUUAUCCUGGUGGGAAAUAAAAGUGACCUGGUCCGCUCCCGUGAAGUCUCAGUAGAUGAGGGGAGAGCCUGUGCAGUGGUCUUUGACUGCAAGUUCAUCGAGACAUCUGCGUCCCUCCAUCACAACGUGCGUGACUUGUUUGAGGGCAUAGUGAGACAAAUCCGGCUACGAAAAGACAGCAAAGAGGACAACGCCAGACGACUGGCAAACAGCAAGAGACGCGAGAGCAUCGGCAAGAAGGCUAAGCGCUUCCUCGGGAGGAUUGUGGCCAAAAACAACAAGAAGAUGGCUUUUAAGCAGAAAUCCAAGUCUUGCCAUGACCUGUCGGUGCUCUGAGUAUUUACAGCUUAUUACUGCUGCUAUGAAAACUGUGACUGGAUGCUGUGUAGCACAAGACUUGGGACUGGGCAGCGAACUGAGAACUGAUUAAUGCAGUGUUUAUUGAAAUUUCCAAUAAAUAUGAGCAAAACCCAAAAAGAAGGGGAAAAGGACAGUUUAGACAUAACAAGUCAAGUAUUCUGCAUGAUGCUUACUGAAUGUUUUGAUUUUUAUUUCAAACGUUAUUUGACAUUUGACUCUCUGCCUUAACAGUACAGCUUGUGUACAUUAAUUGUACAUUUAAACCAAUGUACUCCUCCUAAUGUGCCCAGAUGAUGAGUGAUCGCUUGCGUCUUUACAGAAGGAAGGUAUUUAUAGUAUUUUCUGCAAGAAUUCAUAAGCUAUGUGGUGCAGACAGAGAUGACAUGGAACUGUAACUAGAAAGCAAUGAAUAUAAGAUGCUGUAUGGGCAAGUUCACAGAGCUUUAUUUUGACUCUGAUGUAUAUACAUACUUGAAAUUAAGUGCGCGGGUUCGUACUUACUCUAUUUGGAAUAUGCCACAUAGGCUUAGUGGAGGUUAUAACAUUUUCUGGCAAUUUGUUUUUCUUCUCUUUUAUUCUGAGUUUAAAAUGUGUAGAAAGAGCAAUAACUUAUAAGUAUUGUGAAUUUAUUAUUGUUUUAGGAAAGUUGAUUUGCACUUCCAUUUAAUAUUCUUCAAGAAAUGAUUUGAUACAUGUUUACAGAAAUAUUUUUUAAUAAAAUAGUCAUUUGCAAAAGACAA